GGUGCUCAGGCGGCUGCGGAGACCGGAGGCCGCAGCCUGAUCGCGGGAAUUUGGCGCCUGUUUUUUGUUGGUUGGGUGUUCUCGCCUGUGAUUGGGCCCCGGCCCCGCGUGGGUUAGCCCGGCUGCUGCUGGUCGGCCGACCUUGGCAGGACCCCGGCGGCGCCGUACUCGGCUGCCCUCCCGGGGAAUGGGCCACCAGGAGCCCCCGCUGGCCCGAGUGCGGGCGGGACGUGCGGCUUAUAUAAAAAGGUUACGUAAAGGGCUCAGCUGGCGCGAACACGUGGAGAGCCGCGGGAGUCCUGACGCCCAGUUGUCCCCCGAGAGCACCGCUGCCGUCACCCGUGCAGUAGCAGGUUCUGUCGCACGCCCGACCCGGGCCACGGUCUCUCGCGCGGCUAGGUACCCGAAGCAGCCCUGGCCCGGAGCGGACCAUCCCCAGCUGGGGGCCUUAGGGGGGAAACGCGCUGCCCGGAAGUGGAAGGGCGCAGGCCAGGUCACAAUCCAGGGUCCCGCUCCUCCGCGUCCCGGGACCGGACGGAGGGAUGAGGCAGGGGGGUCCCGGGCAGCGCCGUUGCUGCUCCCCCCGCCGCCCGCAACCAUGGAAACGGGGGAGGAGGACGGCGCCCGCAGAGGUACACAAAGCCCCGAGCGGAAAAGGCGAAGCCCAGUGCCGCGGGCGCUCAGCGCGAAGCUGAGGCCGGCGGCGGUGGCCCAGGCCAUGGAUCCGGUGGCGGCCGAGGCCCCGGGCGAGGCCUACCUGGCGCGGCGGCGGCCGGAGGGCGGCGGCGGGUCGGCGCGGCCGCGCUACAGCCUUUUGGCGGAGAUCGGGCGCGGCAGCUACGGCGUGGUGUACGAGGCAGUGGCCGGGCGCAGCGGGGCCCGGGUGGCGGUCAAGAAGAUCCGCUGCGACGCCCCCGAGAACGUGGAGCUGGCGCUGGCCGAAUUCUGGGCCCUGACCAGCCUCAAGCGGCGCCACCAAAACGUCGUGCAGUUUGAGGAGUGCGUCCUGCAGCGCAACGGGCUAGCCCAGCGUAUGAGCCACGGCAACAAGAGCUCGCAGCUUUACCUGCGCCUGGUGGAAACCUCGCUCAAAGGAGAAAGGAUCCUGGGUUAUGCUGAGGAGCCCUGCUAUCUCUGGUUUGUCAUGGAGUUCUGUGAAGGUGGAGACCUGAAUCAGUAUGUCCUGUCCCGGAGGCCGGACCCAGCCACCAACAAGAGCUUCAUGCUACAGCUCACGAGCGCCAUUGCCUUCCUGCACAAAAACCACAUCGUGCACAGGGACCUAAAGCCAGACAACAUCCUCAUCACAGAGCGGUCUGGCACCCCCAUCCUCAAGGUGGCAGACUUUGGACUAAGCAAGGUCUGUGCUGGGCUGGCCCCCCGAGGUAAAGAGGGCAAUCAAGACAACAAAAAUGUGAAUGUGAAUAAAUACUGGCUGUCCUCAGCCUGCGGCUCAGACUUCUACAUGGCCCCUGAAGUCUGGGAGGGACACUACACAGCCAAGGCUGACAUCUUUGCCCUGGGCAUUAUCAUCUGGGCAAUGAUAGAAAGAAUCACUUUCAUUGACUCUGAGACCAAGAAGGAGCUCCUGGGGACCUAUAUCAAACAGGGGACUGAGAUCGUCCCUGUUGGUGAGGCGCUGCUAGAAAACCCAAAGAUGGAGUUGCACAUCCCCCAGAAACGCAGGACUUCCAUGUCUGAGGGGAUCAAGCAGCUCUUGAAAGAUAUGUUAGCUGCUAACCCACAGGACCGGCCUGAUGCCUUUGAACUUGAAACCAGAAUGGACCAGGUCACAUGUGCUGCUUAAAAUUCAGGGCAAAACAUCUUGGGUGUUUUUAAACUAGGUUGAUCCUCGGGACCCACAGUCUCAUCAUGUCUCGCACAGAGGACGGCAGAGGGUACAGGCGGUGGCUUGGCCGGUUGGCGAUCUCCCAACAGCUGGAUCUCCAGCAAUGUGAAGCUUUUGUUUGGGUUUUCCCCCUCCUUUUAGUUUUGCUUAAUUUUUUUAUUUUCUGUCUUCCUUCCACCGCCCCCCCCUUUUUUUUUUUAAUUUCAACGAUUAAGACUUCAGAAGAACAGGAAGCUAUGCUGUGGACAGGCACCAAUUUCUUUAAAGAAACUCAAUAUGGACAAAGUAUAUGUAUAAAUUUCAUUUUUAAUUUUUAUAAGGGGUUAGGGAGCUAUUUUGUUUUUGUCCUUUAUUUUUCCUGUCUUCUUUCUUUUACCCAUCUCUUAGUUCUGCUUAUAACACCUCACUUCUCCAGAGAAGGCCUGCCCCUCCAUGGAGAAUUUGGGGAUUUCUCCUGGAAUGGGGGGCAUGAAGCCAGAAGGAGGCCUCUGUGCUGCCUCCCCACCAGGUGCAGGAACUGCUGGACUCCCUGGUGGCCUGCUCCUGGCUGGCCCUUGGGCCUUGGAGAUGAUCAGAGGCCAAGAACCACCUGGAAGGGGAGGACCAGGGCUUGGCCAGGAGAACUCGAGAAAGAAGAUCUGUAUUUUGGGUAUGUCCUCUUGAAGCAGUUGGAAGCCCAGGGCCACACCAGGACUUACAGAGGGAAUCCAUUCCCUCUACUGCCCUUUAAAACCAGGAGUUCUGAGGGGGGAAGGGACAGAGGGUGAUCAUCUCGUACUGCCUGGCGUUUGAACGGCCAGCCUACCCCAGCUCUACAAGCCUACCUUUCUGUUAGUGAUCUUCCUCCCAGAGGAUGAUUCCCAGAAAAAACUGUGUGCCAAACCUCUGCCUGGGACACAGCUGGGUCUUCGACAGGCAUCUGUCACUCCUGUGAGCUCAGCUCCCGUCACCUCCUGCCUCCUGGAUCGUCGUCUUCCCAGAUGUACCCACCAGAUGUCCAGGUCGUCAGACACCGCCUGAGUCCCCACGACCCAGUUGUGACCAUUGCCAUAAGAACAGGGUGUCCUGAACCAGCUGCCGCUAUCAUCUCCUCACAGUGAGGGGUGUGCCCUGUGUGCCGGCCCCAUGGUGUCACAUAUGGUGACAGUGCCGAGCAUCAUGUCCCUCACUGCAGGGACUUACUGUUAGGGGCUACCCUCAGUGGAAAUGUGUCUGAUGGGAAAGGAUGGACCUGGCUGACGGGGUGGACCGUGGCCAUUAGGUGCCUGUGGGCUUGUCGGCUGUGACCCUGUGACCCCACCUCCAGUGUCUGUCUGUAGCCUUUCUUCCACUCUCCAACGACUCUCGCAACCUCCCUACUCCUGGGCUUCUGAAGUGGGGUGUCCUCUCCCCUUGCCAGGAGAAGGAGAGCUGUCCCAGUUGCCCCUCACCUGGCUUCUCACCCCAUUACAGCAAAGCAAGGAAGGGAAAAGGAAUUCUUCUUUUGUGUUUAGUUGUUUUUGUUUGUUUUCUCUAAACCAGCAUAGGAUGGAUAGGAGAGAUGUUGGAGGGCAUUUAAGUUGGUAUGUGACCAAGGAGGGCUUCCCCCCGGAGCCGCAGCCCUUCGGCCCUGGGAGUUUGGGAGAGACCAGCACAGCAUCAGCCCAGACUUGCAAACUCAGCAAUAUGUUUGCUCACAUUCUUUCCGCCUUUUCUCAAGUCCUCUUCCUCCUCCUGGGCAGAUGGCUAGCUGUGGUUAGCAGGAUCCAGCAGGGCAGCAGGAGGUGACCAGGCCCCUCCCUCCCCUCCCUCAGCUGAAAUUCUUUGUCAUCACCUGUCUCUUCCCUCUGAAUUCUCAGACAACCUAGAGUCUACUCUGAGCUGCAGCUGGGAGAGCACAUCCCCUAACUGCAGUGUGCACCCCUUCUCUGCCCCACCUCCCCGCCUUCCCUUGGGGGCAGCUGUCUGUCUGUCCAUGAGCACAUGGGAAAAACAGUCCCCGGACUUGGCACCCUCACCUGUCCCUGGCCGCAGCCCACACUCUGAAGUCCUAGUGAGGGUUCAAGCCUAACAGGUUAUUUACCUUUUGCUUAUCCUUCCCUUCCGCCCUCCCCAGGUCUCUUAGCUCUGACUAAGGUCUUGGAGCUGUAGGUCACAGGUGGCCAUACCUUUCGGGUGAGGUGGGCAGCCUCGGUCGGGGUAGCCAGCCUCCACGUACCCUUGUCUUGCAGGACGCCCAGCCCGUCCUUGCUUGGUGGCAAGACCUCCUUCCCUAGCUCCUGAGGCCCGGCUUGUUAGCCCCAAGUGCCUGUCUCUCUUCUCCCUCCCCUGUUCUCCACUCAUCCACCUCGGACACCCAGCAGCCGGGUGGAAGUCAGCCCGAAGUCAAGGCUGGCUCUGCCCAGUCGGCAGACUAGCCUCGGUUAGGCCCAGGUAGCCGUCCUCUCCCUUAGCCACUCUUCAUCUCUUCCCAUUGGAGUCAGCCUUGUCGUCUCUUCCUGCCUUUUACCUGGGUCUCGGGCCUGGCAGCCGCUCUGGGGAUCAUCAUCUCAGCGCCACCAAUUUGUUAGUCCUGUCCAAGUUCUAGGAGUUUCCAACCCUUAAAAUAGCAGUCAGUUAUUCUUGUCUCCUGGGAUCUGUGAAAAGGAUAGCCUUUGGAGGGAGGAUCUGGGCCUCAGCCCUACGGAUCUGAGCUCCAUCCCCCCUCAGUGAGAGGAAUCAGCAAGACAGAUCAUAGUGCCUUAUUCCAUUGCCCUCCCCGCCCGACCGCCUGGCUCAGUUGGCAGUACAAGGCUUCUUUCUCCCUCUUGGUGUUCAUCUGCCACUUAAACUCUCACCCCCUGCCCACAGUUAGCCUCGUGGGAGGAUGAACGCCCCAGUCUUCGCCCCAUCCCUUCCUAAGAGCUGCAGCCAGGCACGUGACCCCCAGCCACCACAGGGCGCUCACUAGCAGCUUCUGCUGGGGACAGGGCCGUGCUGCGGACAGGUGCACUCUCGGCCACCUCCUCCCCAGCAGGUCCCGCCUCUUACCUCCAGCCGGGAGGACGCAGUCUCUUCCUCGGAGACCAGCUCCAUCUGACCCCCUCCUGGACACCGGGGCUAAGGUCGCAGGCCUUAGCACCCUCUCAUCCCAGAGGUACUGGGACAAGAGAAUGGAAUUCUUUCCUCUCACCCACGUGUGGUUCAUGCCCCCAUGGCUGCCUUCCUGAGGGAGUGUAUUAAAUGUUUACUUAAGAAAUACCGUGUUUACAGCUGGAGGAGAAACGUGCCCCAUGCUGGGUGGAGAUUUGACCCUCUGGACGGCGCCUGGCUCCUUUAUGGCACUGCCAGUGGUGACCCCAGAGCGAAUGAAGGCAGGGGGCCGGGGCACAGGCCCUGCACCCCCUCUGCCCCCGACCCUGCGGUGCUAAGACCACUCACCACCUUCCUCACAGCCUUCAUUCCCCGCCUCUCAUUCUCUUCCUCCAGGAUCUCGCUCCUUAACAUAUCAGUUAUCUCCUAGAAAACCAGUGUUUGGAGCAAUAAGAUAAUUUUUUUUUGCUUGAGUCUUUUUCUAAGAAAAGGAAAAGAGCGGGCACUGUGGGAAUCUUUCUUUUCCUGCUGUUGGCUGUUUACCUUUUUAGAAGACAGAUCUUACUUGGGUGGAUGUCUGGGUUUCAGCCUUAGGAAGCUUGGAGGGGUAGGAGUCGGGCCUCCACCCCUAACCCUCUGCUCCGCCACCCGGGCUCCCAGCCCUACCCACCAAGUGCGCCACCCACCUUUGCUCCUCGUGUGCCGCUCCCUCCCUGCCCAUCUUGGGGGCACUGGUGGCUCUGCCUCUAAGUGGGGCUCUGGUUCUUGCUCCUUCCCUCUCCUGGGCCUGUCUGGGGGCCCAGCUGCUGGAGUCUCCUAGGCCCUGGCGACCUGAGAAGAGCUUACCCUGCUCCGCUCUCCAGGCCCCAGGCUUGGGGCUGAGGCACAGCCUUCGGGACAGUGCGGGCCGUCUCUGAUCCUGCCGUGCCAGGCUUAGAUGGCCGGGGCUCCUGUCUGGAGAGAUGCCCUGGGAGGCGGGGGACCAGGAUGUGCUGUGAGGUUGGCUGAUAUCAGCAUCCAUGGCCGAGGGAUGAGUCCACUGCCAGCAGCUCCAGGAGUCCUUAGACUGGGGGUAACGGGAAGGAGGCCCCCGCGUCUUUUUCCCUGAGAGGCCACAGGAGGAAGGGAGUUCAUUUAGGGACAUUUUAAAGAAAUCUUUUUGUGUACCAGGCGCCUCUUUCCAUCAGAGCAGGGGAGAAUGUUGCUGCAAUGAUUCAUAUUCAUGUGGGGCCGACUUGGGUGUGAGGGAGGGUUUAACCCAGGCACAAGGUUAGUUUCAAAGACUAGUUAAUAAAUCUAUUUUCUUUAUUUUCUUUUUUUGCACAGAAGCUGGUAAUCUAGGACCUACGUGUGAACAACUUUAUAUAUGAAUAUUUUUUGUACUUGGUUUACUUGGGUUGGUAUGAUACAUUAUAUUUAAGUUCCUUGAACACUGUGGAUCCCCCUAAUGUGUAUGAAUGACUGAGGCUUUGUAAAUUAAGGGACGUUUGUGUGAAUAAAGUUAUUUGAUGGGGUCAAAGAAGCCA
Messenger RNA from Balaenoptera acutorostrata (minke whale), 6426 nucleotides. It is a transcript of the gene STK35, whose product is annotated as serine/threonine kinase 35. Gene Ontology annotation, molecular function: ATP binding; protein serine/threonine kinase activity. Lineage: Eukaryota; Metazoa; Chordata; Mammalia; Artiodactyla; Balaenopteridae. Gene Ontology annotation, cellular component: cytoplasm; autophagosome. Gene Ontology annotation, biological process: autophagy; peptidyl-serine phosphorylation; autophagosome organization. The transcript is spliced from 4 exons. Bases 188 to 1807 code for a protein of 539 amino acids. The record is from RefSeq and is a predicted model, not a curated record.